Molecule: messenger RNA, 5321 nt
Organism: Spodoptera litura
Lineage: Eukaryota; Metazoa; Arthropoda; Insecta; Lepidoptera; Noctuidae
Gene: drosha
Product: ribonuclease 3 drosha
Biological process (GO): rRNA processing; primary miRNA processing; pre-miRNA processing
Cellular component (GO): nucleus; microprocessor complex
Molecular function (GO): RNA binding; ribonuclease III activity
Source: RefSeq, a predicted model, not a curated record
UGUAUUGUAUUGAUUAUUGAUUUGUUAUGAAUAUAUACUAAUUAAUUGAAUUUAUAAAUAUGGAAAUCUAUUUAAUUAACGGCAAAAUGAAGAGAACUGUGUUAUAGAUUCGCUAAAAUUAAAUAUGUGACGUGCAAAUCUCACAACAAAUAUUAAAAUUGUUUUUUGAAUUCAAUUCAACAUCAAACAUGUCCAUACCUACAAUAAACUACAGUGUACCUCCGCCACGGUUGGACAUGCCGCCGCCUGUGGCAACUGUUCCAAUAGCGACGUCGAUGCCACCUCCGAUGUAUGGGCCUCCGCCUACGUUUAUGCCGCCGCCCAUUCCAUAUGUGGAGAAGCUCACACAGCCGGCGCCAUCUCCUUCGACUGCUUACGCCCCUGUGACAACUUAUACUCCAAUUAAUGUGCCCCCACCUAAUGCGGUCUAUCCCAUGAUGCCGAUAGAUAUGCAUUCACCGCCUCCACCCUACUAUACACCACCAUACGAUUAUAAUGGAUACAACUAUAGCCAAACAAGACAAACACCAUCAUCCUCUAAAGACUGGCCAAACUCUCACUCCUCCACCAUGAGCUCUGGAAAACCUAAACCAUCAGGAUCUUAUUCCGAAAAGGAUGAGAGGAGUCGCAGAGAUUCUCAUGAUAGACUUGUUCGCAGUUCUUCAUCAAGGAGACGUUCUCCUGGCCAUGAUAGACACUAUGAGCGAGAACGAGAAAUGAGACAACGUAGUGAACGUCGAUACAGUCGUAGUCCAAGUCGUCAUAGCAGCUCAAGUAGUCAACGUAGUCAUGUUUGUCGUAGUCCUUCUUACUCUAGUCACAGAGAACGAGAAAAGUCUUACAGGCAAAGGUUUGAUGAAAGGCGAGAGUAUGAGCGAAAAAGAUGUGAAUAUGAAAGACGUCACAGUCCAUCUCGUAGUAGAGACUACAGGAGUCAUAGUAGAGCUCAUGAUCCAAGAAAACUCAGAUCUCCAAGUAGGCAAAGUUUUAGAUCUCCAAGCAGAGAUUCUCGAAUGCGUAGCCGCACCCGUGAAAUGUCUCAUGUAUCACAACGAAGUAUCAGACAAGAACCUAAACCAUUAUCAGAUCGUGAGAAAAUUUUAGAAGAAUACAGGAAGAACUAUUGCAAGACUUCUGAAGAUUUCAUUGAGAAAAUGGAACAAUGGUCUAAAGAACACAACUCAGAUGAAGAAGAGGUAUCAAAGAUGUGGUUUAGAAGUUCUCCGGCAGAGUUGUACUAUAAGCCAGCAGAGGCAGGUUCUGGAGUCCAACAAACUGCUAAAUUGGAGAAGAUCUGUGACACAUUCUACCAGCAGCUGAUUGAAAGGGGGCGGAAUGCUAGACCUGAAGUGGAUGAACUGCCACCUUUGAGACCUUCUAAAGUCGCCAUGUGCAAACAUAAAUCUGAAGAUGGAAGUUCUUCAUCUGAGAGUGAAGAUGAAUGUCUGGAUGAAGAUGGUCUUCAAGGCUACACUGACAGGAUCAUGCUGGAGCUGCAGAGGAAGCAGAGUCACCCUAGGAGGCUACAUCCUGAGAUGUGGUUUAACAAUACUGGGGAAAUGAACGGCGGCCCACUGUGCCGCUGUAGCGCGCGUGCUCGACGUUACGGCAUGAGACAUGGCGUCUAUGCCAGUGAAGAGGCCUUCCCCAAGUGUAUACCGACGCGGAGCAACAUUGACAAGCUAUAUCAUUACAGAAUAACAGUAUCACCACCAACAAACUUCUUGAUAAAGUCUCCAACGAUAAUAGCUCACGAUGAGCACGAGUUCUUAUUCUCCGGGUUUUCGAUGUUCUCUCACUAUAAACUAGCAAAGUUACCUACGUGCAAAGUAAUAAGGUUCAAUAUCGAGUACACUAUCUUAUAUGUGGAGGAACCAGCGCCACAGAACUUUACCGUCAAGGAAUUGGACCUGUUUGAGGAAUUUUUAUUCUACGAGCUACUGGAGUUAGUAGAUUUGGACUUGGGUAAAGGUACUGACACAACUUGCUCGCAGUUUCACUUCAUGCCGAGAUUCGUACGAUAUUUACCCGAAGGUGGAUGUGAGGUUCUAUCAAUGUGUGAAGUGCUGAAGUAUUUGAUUGACGAAAGUGGUUUAUUGAUAGCACCCGAUACUUUAGAGGAGGUGCAUAGAAUGGACCACUACACUUGGCAAAAGUUUGUGGACAGGAUUAAAGGUAUGAUAGUGACAUACCCAGGCAAGAAGCCAUGUUCAGUCCGUGUGGAUCAGAUAGACCGGAGUCCACCAACCACAUCUGAUGACUCCAAUAAGCCUUACUAUCCGGAGAUAGUACAUUUUGGUAUACGGCCACCACAACUCAGUUAUGCUGGGAAUCCUGAAUACCAGAAAGCGUGGCGAUACUACGUAAAGUACAGACACUUGAUCGCCAACAUGGCGAAACCAUCUUUCAAGGAGCGACAGAAGUUGGCCGCUAAAGAAGCCAAACUGCAAGAGAUGAGGACCCAGAGUAAGAUGAAACGCGAUGUCACUGUCGCUAUAUCGUCUGAAGGGUUCCACACGACUGGUCUUAUGUGUGACGUUGUUCAGCACGCAAUGUUGAUCCCAGUACUAGUAAGACAUCUACGCUUCCACAAGUCGUUGGACAGCCUCGAGAAUAAAAUUGGAUACGUGUUCAAACAAAGGGCAUUGCUUCAAACAGCUCUCACUCAUCCGUCGUAUAGGGAGAAUUUCGGGACGAACCCUGAUCAUGCAAGGAACAGUUUAACUAACUGUGGCAUACGACAACCUGAGUAUGGAGAUAGAAGGAUACAUUAUACUAGGAAGAAAGGUAUCGUGACCUUAAUAAACAUAAUGUCUCGGUUCGGCAAGAACAAUGAGACGGAGUCGGAUAUAAAACACAACGAACGACUAGAGUUCCUCGGUGACGCAGUGGUGGAGUUUCUGUCCUCCAUACAUUUGUUCCGCAUGUUCCCCGGCUUGGCUGAAGGAGGACUCGCCACGUACAGAGCUUCUAUUGUACAGAAUCAGCAUUUAGCACAAUUAGCUAAGAACAUAGAGCUGGAACAGUACAUGUUGUACGCGCACGGCUCGGACCUGUGUCGGGAGGUAGUGAUGCGACACGCUAUGGCAAACUGCUUCGAAGCUCUCAUGGGGGCAUUGUUCUUAGACGCUGGGAUUGAUGUAGCAGACCGUGUUUUCGCUCUCGCUCUCUGGCACAACCAGCCCGACCUCCUCGACGUAUGGACCAAGGAGCGAGCGCAUCCAUUGCAGGAACAGGAACCGCUCGGUGACCGCAAAUAUGUCAAGGACUUUGAGUUCCUACAGCGACUUGUUAAUUUCGAGAAUUCUAUCGGCGUCCAAUUCAAGCACAUCCGUCUACUAGCCCGAGCGUUUACGGACCGAUCCGUAGGGUUCACGCAUUUAACGCUGGGCUCUAACCAACGACUCGAGUUCCUUGGCGACACAGUGCUACAACUAGUCGUGUCUGAUAGACUCUAUCGACACUUCCCUGACCACCAUGAAGGACAUCUCUCUUUGCUCCGUUCAUCGUUAGUAAACAACCGCACGCAGUCGAUGGUGUGUGACGACCUGGACAUGUCCUCGUACGCGAUAUACAACAACCCCAAAGCUAAACCCACCACCAAGAAACACAAGGCUGACCUGCUUGAAGCUUUUCUCGGAGCUCUGUAUAUUGAUAAGAACCUAGACUACUGCCAGGCUUUCUGCAACGCGUGCUUGUUCCCGCGUCUACAAGAAUUCAUUAUGAACCAGGAUUGGAACGACCCAAAGUCUAAACUACAACAGUGUUGUCUCACUUUACGGUCUAUGGAGGGCGGAGAGCCUGACAUCCCUGUAUACAAGGUGAUCGAGUGUCUAGGUCCAACGAAUACUCGCGUCUAUACAGUAGGCGUAUACUUCAGGGGACAGAGGUUGGCCGCCGCGCGGGGACACUCUAUACAAGAGGCGGAGAUGAAUGCCGCCGAGAAGGCACUGAGCUGUGCUCAUGAACUAUUCCCGCAACUAGAUCAUCAGAAACGAGUUAUAGCAAAGAGUUUACGCAAGAAGAAGAAGCGUGCAAAUGGUAGCAAUAAUAGCCCACAAGACGGGACAGCGGUCAACAACCCGAAAUUCGACGACAAAGUACCAAAAGCUUAUAGACUUGAUACUCAGUACGAGAGUUCUGAAGAAAGCAACCCAGCUAUGUCUGAAGAAGAAGCCGUACCAGCUGAUAAAUCCAAUGAAGAUUCUGGACUAGACAGUGACUCUUCAUUGCCGCAAGACAAACUUGAUCAAGUACAAGUAAGCAGUCUGUUAAGUGACAUGCAGAAAAUUAAAGAAGAUUUGAUUAGGCGCAACGAGUAUGAAAAGUUGAAGGAAAAAUGCCGCCGAUCGGAUUCUGAUGAUGACUAGUGAGGUUGAAGCUUUAAGUUCUGUUAGUAUAGCUGUCAUUACUUUUUUUUUGAUAAUGAAAUUUGACACAAAUAGAAUUGAACAUGAAUUAAUGUGUUGUAGUCAUAGAUUUCAUGUCAUUGUGUCCAUUAAUUUUCACUAAAAACAUACUACGGUUUCAUUUAUAGGAAUUAUUUAAUAAUAGGCCUAUUUCUUUAGUUAUAAUUAUAAUAGCUUCAAUCUAAAACUCAUUCAUUUCACUAGAAAGUAUACUUCGUUCUGAUGUAAUUUUGUGUAGUGGUUAGCCUAAGCCUAUUAUAAUGUAUCUGUUGAUCACCGAAUGCAUUAAAUACUCAACAUAGAUGUUUGUCGUGCGGAUAAAGCUACAUGACUUUGUCUGUAUAUUAUUCCAAAUUAUGAGUAAAACCUUCAUGGUUAUUUCUGAACAGUUUUGUCUUUUAAAAUGUGUGAUAUUGACUAAUAUGUAUGUAUGAUACUGGGGUUUGUAUAUUCUUGUAUUGAUGACACUCGUGGAUGUAGUGAAAAUGAAAAGAGCUUAUGAAUUAAGGUCUGAAUAUAUUCAAGAAAAUCCUUGACCAAUGAAUCAUUCUUCGAAUUAAAUCAAAAUCAGUUUUGAAUCUAUCUUAUUUACAGGCAGAUACAGAAAUACUCAUUGAAUAAGCUACUAUAAACUUUACCUUUAACGAAAUAAAGCUCAUAAUAAAAAUUUCAAAACAGUUUAAGGUGGACGUUUUAAUAUCGCAUAUAUAUAGUGUAAAAAAUAGGGCAGGACACGUGCGAAAUUAACGCCUCGUGAUAUUGAAAUGUCAUCAAUAAUUAUUUGAAAAUAUUUAUUAACUUGAACCUUUUGACCGCCAGAGUGCGUGUGCACGACAAGCCAACCUGUGCCCAGUGCGCAAUGAUUGGUUUGUUUAGUGGAGCCGCCCAAUCAGAGCGCCGACCGCGCUCGAU